Messenger RNA from Actinia tenebrosa (Australian red waratah sea anemone), 8071 nucleotides. Its product is annotated as polycystin-1-like protein 2. Gene Ontology annotation, biological process: detection of mechanical stimulus. Gene Ontology annotation, molecular function: calcium ion binding; calcium channel activity; protein binding. Gene Ontology annotation, cellular component: membrane. Lineage: Eukaryota; Metazoa; Cnidaria; Anthozoa; Actiniaria; Actiniidae. The record is from RefSeq and is a predicted model, not a curated record.
CUGUGACAUCAGUUCAGACAAACAGACCACAUUUCUUCGAAGUUCUUUGCGUAAGCUUGGAUACUCGUUGGAUUUGCUUCUCCAAAACAAUCUUCUUCAUUUAGUGGCCAUAUUACGGACAUAUUAAAACGAACGAGACGAAAGGUCCCAUAACAAGAUGAUUACUACCUCCUGACGAUGUUGUUCUCCCUCAUACAACUCCUGUUACCUCCAAGAUGAUCUGGGUUUUAUUCUUCGUCUCUUUGGUCGGGUUUGGAGUUGCAAAUGACACAAAACCAAGAGACUGCCGCAAGCCACUUGGUAUGGUCAGUGGGGCCAUCCUCGAUCAACAAAUCCAAGCAGCUUCAGUGUAUAACAACGAGACGACCUACGGUCCAUCAUUUGCUAGACUUGGUUUCCCUGGUGGCGGGUACCGGGCUGAUCCUAAUGCUGAUCAGGCUUGGAUCAUGGUCAUAUUUACCAAGCCCACCAUUAUUACUGGCAUAGCGACCCAAGGGUUUGGUGAUGAGAGGAUUCAAGAAUGGGUUGACAAGUUUUGGCUUGGGUAUUCGGAUGGAGCAGUGAAUUCGUACUUUAAGGAUGUUAAAGGUGGAAAACAAGCAAAGCAAUUUGAUGGUAAUAAGGACAGCAACAGCAUUGUUCGUAACGACAUGCCGGUGCCUGAGUCUGUCAUCACCAUAAAUAUCAUGCCUAUCAAGUGGAACAAGAACUUUGCUAUCCGCUUCGAACUGUAUGGCUGCUUGGCAGAUGGAUACGAGUGUUUGAGCACUCCAUGCCAGAAUAAUGGUACAUGUGUGGACAUGGUUGCCAGCUAUCACUGUAACUGUACAGAAGGAUUCAAUGGUACUAACUGUCAAUACAAUAUAGACGACUGCGCCAGCUCUCCAUGUAAACAGGGUGGCAACUGCACCGAUCUUAUCAACGACUUCUCUUGUGACUGUCCUCCUGGUUACACCGGCAAAACCUGCAAUAUAGACAUCAACGAGUGCCUUAGUUCACCCUGUCAACAUGGUGGAUCCUGUAAAGAUGUUGUCAAUGGAUAUGAAUGUACUUGUGUUCGAGGCUUCGGAGGGAAAAACUGCGAGGAAGAAACCGGAUUUUUCUUAAUUAUUUGGCUUCAAAUAAAAGGCAAGACGUUCACCAUGGAUUUCAUGGACAGGAGUUCCGCUGCAUUCAACACAAAUGCCUUCCAGGCUAAACAACAAAUCACCUCGAUGAUGUCUCUAGAUGAAGGAUUCUUGUCCUCCGAUGUAAGACGCUUCAGUCCAGACAGCUUUCUUGUGGUAGAGGUUUUGAUUGAAUGCCUUAGGAAUAGUACUGGCCGUAUCAUGGACAGCAUGGAAAGAAAUAUUGUCAAUGGAGCUGGAAUCUUUAAAAAUGAUUACAUCAAGUUUGGAGACACAGUAAAUCUAUAUUGUAAGCCACCCGAUGUCAAGCUACCAUUCCUAAAGACACUACAGCAGGCCACCCACAUCAGUCGACACAUGACCUUCACCGUCUCCAUGACAACUGAUUUAUCAUGUGUCGCAUCUAAUUACAUCGCGUCUUACAAAGCUGCUAUCUACUCUAUUAGCAAUGUCACUGGCUCUCUUCAAAAUGUAUACCAAACUUUUGGCAACUUAGCUCAGAAUGCAACAAUAUGGAAAAUUCCCGCCAAAACGCUUUCUUAUGGGAAAUAUUACGUCAAAGUGAUGUCAGUCAUCGAAAAUAAGCGAGGUGCACAGAGUAGUGACUUUGGCUUUAUUGUUGUGGGGGAGACUCCGCUGGUGUCUAGGAUUGCUGGCGCAAGCUUGGUAUACCAAGGAAUCAAGGAAAUUGUCUACCUUAAUGGUUCGGGUUCCUACGAUCCUGAUAUAGGACCUGGACAUUAUGAUGGGAUGGAGUUUAUAUGGUUAUGUAGGAGAGAUAAUGAAAGUUUUAAGGGUGACCCGACGUCACUUCCUGUUGUGACACCGUCGUCCAAUCAGAAUGCAGAUCUUGGUGGCUGUUAUGGAACGGGUAUUGGGAGACUGGAAUCGAGUCCAAUGGAAAACUAUUCUUCGGGACUGGAUAUCGAUAGAAUGGAGGGAAACACCAAGUACGUUAUAGCACUUCUGGUGAAGAAAGGAGAACGAAGCAAGUGGUCAGAGCAUUCUAUCUAUGUUAAGGAAGAAAUUGAUAUUGCACUGAAAUGCAUUCAGAACUGUCGCCAGAGAGUCAUUCCCUCGGGAAGACUCAUCAUCGAGAGGACCUGCGAGGGUCUUCUGUGCAACAAAAUAARCAGCUAUGCAUGGGACCUACAGUACCUCGACUCCAAAACACAAAAAUGGUUACUCGUACCCAAUUUUGCCGACUACAUUCUCACUUAYAUGAACUCUCCAAAUCUUGUUACGAAAGAGAGUCUCCUAAGAGGAAAUACGACCUAUCUCCUGCGCCUAACGGCAGAAGCUCCCGGGGGCAUCGCAGAUACGACGAGUUAUCGAUUUGUUACGAAUUCGCCUCCGACUGGAGGUACUUGUGACGUUGACUUGCAAGAAGGGGAGGCAUGGUUGACAUUUUUUAGUUUUACCUGUAGCGGCUGGCAAGAUGUAGAUUUGCCGCUGACCUAUAAGUUCAGGUAUAACACAAGUGAUGGAAUCGAGAUGGUGUUUUUCUCUGGGAGGUCUAGUUCAGCUCGAGUCAGACUGCCUGUUGGGGACAAAAUGGAUGAUAUGAAGCUUCACAUCCAGAUUCUUGUGUUGGAUUCCCUUGGUUCGGCUACUAGCUUCUGGCUGCAUGUCAGGGUCACUGAGCCCGUAAUGUCAAGCAUCUCCAUCGAGGAAGCCGUAGGUAAACAGGGCGAGAUGAAUCAGUACCUCCAAGACAAUAACAUCGAAUUGGCUGCCCAGCGUGCUACGUCUGUCCUGUCAGUUGUAAACAAUGCUUCUCCACAAGAAAUAUCACUGGUUAAAAAAAUAAAGAUAAAAGACGCUAUAGUCAAGGCCUGGUCAAAUGUUACUGUGAGCAACCUAGAGGAGAUAGGACAAGUAUCGGCAGUAAUUACUGGCGUCUCGGAUAAAAACGAUGAAGUAUCGUUUGAAUCCCAGAAAACAAUACUUACACUCCUUGGUAACAUGACAACCAUUUUGGAGUCAGAGGUUUCUAACAAAGCCAAAAAUGAUGGUAACGAGCAGUCGAUUCAAGGUGUUGGUUCCAGCCUACUGCACGGUGUUGGAAACUUCAUCGAAAUAGCAGCAAUAAAUGCAUCUCUAACAGAAAAGAAAACUGGGAAAACUAGACAACGGCGAGAUACAGAGAGUGAAUAUGGCAACACAGAGAGCAUAUCAAUGGUACAAAAAGCUGUGCAGUUGAUCGACCAGKUGGGGAGCAGUUUAGAACAAACAAAAGAACUGUACGAAAAACCUAGUGUCUUUAAGACGAAGUCACUAUCAAUGGUCAUCGAUAGACAGAAGCCAGAACUCAUUGGUGGAAAAACACUAAGAGAAGAAGGCAUGAUGAUAUCACUUCCGGCAGCUGAGGAAUUACUUAGGGGGGAGGACGCGGGGAAAGAGGAACAAAUUAGUUCUCAGUUAGUAUCGCUGACAGGGAAUCCAUUCACUUGGGACACCRGUGCACAACACGUCAAAUCUUCAGUUCUCGACUUUAAAUUAAGAAACGCUAAUGGAACUCACAUGGAAGUCAAUAACCUCAACAAGGACUUUGAAUUAUUCAUACCCGUAAAGAAUAGUGGUGAAUAUCCCCCUGAUAACGAAGAGUCAUACUUUGUAAAGCCAAGCGUGAAUGGAAGCAUGCAGUAUCACAUCAUCAACAUACCUGGAGACGAAUAUGCGGUGUCGAUCAAGAUAAAACCUUURUCAGCGGUUAACUUGRCAUUGUAYGUGCGCUAUGGCUCGAGACCGACAGUUCAUGAAAACAACUACACAGCGGUCGUACCGAACUUCGAGUCGUGCAACUUUACUAGACUUGAAGGCUUUCACAAUUGCACCUCUGAUCCUUAUACUGUUACCAUAUCAAGCGCCGUAACUGGUCAUAUGGGACUUCAUUACAUCGGCAUUUUAUACAAAAUUUUCUCAGUGACGUCAGAGAACAGGACAGAAGUGCGCAUGCGUGUAAGAAGGGAUUGUUUUUCAAAUGGUGGUCGUCAGAGGAGAUCGCUCUGUGUUGGUGUUAAAGACCCUCCUCCAACUGAAUCUACAACUGACAACCUUCUGCUAACAUAUGACCCACAUACUGAUGUGAAUUACACCAUGUCUGUUUCUAUAGCAACCUGUUUAUUUUGGAACACAACCCAGCAGAAAUGGACAUCAUAUGGAUGUAGAGUUGGAUCACGAUCAAGAGUAGRACUUCUUCACUGUCGUUGCAACCACUUGUCAUCGUUUGGCGGGAACUUUUUCGUCGCUCCAAAUCCAAUCGACUUCAACAAAGUCAAGCAGCGAUUCAUUGACUUUGACCCUGAGAAUUUUGUUGUAUUCUUUGUGGUGUUUGGUAUUUUUGGGCUUUACCUUGUGGCACUUGUGAUAGCAAGACGCGCCGACAGGAAGGACGAAGUCAAGGCAACAGAAACCCUUUGUUUGUCGUCAUCAAAURAACACCUUUUCGAGAUAUCAGUAUACACAGGGAUGUGGCGAAACAACGGCACAACUGCUAACGUAGYAGCAAUAGUCUAUGGACAGAAUGGACAAAGUGACGUCCUUCCACUCAAUGAUAGAUACAGCAAGCGAAAACUCUUCGCCAGGGCAAGCGUCAAUGUCUUCAUGGUCUCGUUACCAGACACUCUCGGUCCGAUGGUAGGGAUUAAGUUAUGGCAUGACAACGAGGGUUCCAGUCCCUCCUGGUACAUCAAYCAGAUUGUAAUCCGGGACUUAGAGAAUGACGUCAAAACGUACUUUGUAUGUAAUCGUUGGUUGGCUGUCGAUAAGGAAGAUGGUGAAGUCCAGGCUACUUUCGGUGUCUCUUCAAAGGAAGAACUUUCUAGCUUCAAAUACCAAUUUUACUCCCGCAUUUCAAAAAGUCUGGGUGACGGCCAUCUUUGGUUAUCAGUAGUCACCAGGCCUCCGCAUAGCCCGUUCACGCGUUCGCAGAGAGUAUCUUGUUGUUUAUCUGUCCUGUACUGUGCUAUGGUUGCGAGUGCUAUGUUCUAUCAGUUUGGAGAGAAGACGAAAGACACUAUUAAAUUUGGACCUUUGCGGUUAAGCGUCAAGCAGUUGAUGAUUGGCGUCCAGAGUGCUUUGGUCGUGGUUCCAAUCAAUAUCCUUAUCGUUACUAUUUUUAGAAACGUCAAAUUCUCCAAUAAUAUCAAUAAUCUCCGGCGAAAUUCUUACUUGCCUCAAGAAAAGAACGAAAAAUCUAAACAGAAAACUCCGGGAUGCUUGCCUCACUUCUUUGUUUACAUCGGAUGGUUUUUAUGCAUGGCGUCUGUAAUUACUGCAGGAACUUUCACCAUUAUUUACAGUCUCUCUUGGGGCGGGGAAACAUCCAACCAAUGGCUGACGUCGAUUUUGAUUGCGUACGUACAAGAUAUAGGUGUAAUUCAGCCCAUCAAAGUUGUUUCCUUUGCGGUUAUUCUCGCUCUUAUAAUCAAAAAACCUGUCGAGGAGAAGACUUCUCAUUCAAUGAAAAAGGCGGAUCUAGAAGUCAAUACCAAAGUGACCAUCGUUCCACCCGAGGGGGAAAAGCUCGAAGAAGCGCGCACUUAUAGAAAAAAUAUCGUGGAAACGUUAAGAGCUGUUGGAGAGAUUGUGUUCUACCUCAUGUUUGUGACCUGUUUAAUGGUGUUCGUGUAUGGCAAUCGAGGGUAUGAUCGGUACCGACUAACCAAGUCUAUUGAUGAUAUUUUCACCUCAUCCUUCAAAGAGAUUUCAUCCAGUCAAACAUUGUGGGAAUGGUCGAGAACAAGUCUGUUACCAGGUUUGUACGAUACUACAUGGUACAGGCCAGGAGGACCAAGGAUGACCGAGGGAUACAUCUCGAGUAAGGAAGCAUUUCUUGUUGGUAUGCCUAGGUUUAGGCAACUGCGGGUCAAAACAGAGUCGCCUUGUGAAGUUGAUAACUAUUUUCCCUGGAGUGGGUUUCAUUUCAACCGUUGUAUCCUGCCAUACGAACCACAAAACGAAGACAGGACUCCUUACAACUUUCCACGAUGGGUUCCAGUCAAAAAUAUUAGCACUUAUGGAUCACUGUUUGAUUUAAUGAGACUCUGUCCAAAACCAUGGAGGUACAAAUCCUCCAAGGAACUGAAUACAUUUGACAUCCAAGGGGUAAAUGGAGAGUACGAUGGGGGUGGGUAUGUGGCAGAUUUGGGCUAUAACAUGGAAACAGCCUUGGGUGUCAUCAAUGAUUUACAGUCAGACAACUGGAUCGAUAGACAAACAUCUCUGGUCAUCUUAGAAUUCACCGUAUUUGAGCCAACUAGUUCGCUUUUCAGCCAUGCAAAGUUUAUUUACGAAGUCUCUCCUUCAACUGGUAAACCAAUCCUGUCAGUUAAAAUAGAGACGCUAUCAUUGUACGAAAGCCCGAAUUCAUCCCUCAGAUCUGUGAUGUCAGUCGUGCAAAUUCUUUUACUGGUAUUUAUCUUUGUCUAUUUGAUUUCCGAGGUUGGAAAGAUAAUGGAAUUGCGAUGUAAAUACUUUGCUUCGUUUUGGAACUGGUUGAACAUUGUGCAACUCCUUUCUGCUUCAACGGCGGUUGUCCUAUUCUUCUUCAAGGCAAAUUACGUAUCUAGGUUUAUCAAACAAAUCCAGUCCAACCCCUACCAGACGACCAGUAUGGACUACGUUCUCCUGUGGUGUAACCUAGAGCUCUAUAUCAUCUCUGUCGUCAUUUUUGUGGUAACCAUCAAGUUUUUAAGGCUCCUGAGAUUCAAUCGCCAUAUUUGCCAAAUGACAGCCUCGAUAACACAUUCCUCCGGACAUAUUACUACAUACACUUUUAUUUUCCUGAUAGACAUGCUUGCGUUUGGGAUUCUCGGUGUUUUAGUGUUUGGUCACACUGUCAAGGAAUACUCAAGCUUGGUAGAAUCCCUUAGUUCAUUGUUCCAGAAAUUUCUAGGUGGAGAAAUGAUAUUUUACGACCUUUUGUCCACAAACCGCAUUAUUGCGCCUCUGUUCGUGUUCCUCUACAUGCUGAGUAUGACAUUUAUAUUGGUCAACAUGUUCGUAGCUAUCUUAAACGAUUCAUACGAAAGUGUCCGCCAUAUUUCUGGAGGGAAGUUUCCCGAUUCUGACCUUGGUAGUUUCAUGAGAGAGUAUUAUCGGAAACGAUUCCGAGGGACCCAUGACAUCCUGAAACGCAAGCUGGGAAGGUUUGGGUACCGAGCCAAAAAAUACGACCCCCAAAAKGAAGAGAUAAGGGGAUCACACGAGGAGGACAAUUGUAUUAGCUAUACCUCGCUAUCAUCGCAGGAAUUUUCUUCUCAUGUGAAUCUUGGUUUUUCGUCUGAGUCCCUUGCAUGUCCCAUUAGACGCGAAGAUCUCGUUCCUAAGGAACUUCAACCUAAACCAGCAGACACACCAGAAAUAUCAUUCCCAGUAACAGAAGCAGAGUCGUUAGAUUCCAAUGAUGUUGCCAUGGAGACUGCUACCACGGUUUCUAUUGCCACAACCAGCACAACACCAGAGCUUCUUGACCUCAUAUCAGAAUUGCCAGAGUCAUUAGUAGACGAUGAAGACACUGUUGACAUCGUGAGAGAAAAGCUCUCCAAUGUGGGAGCGAUUUUGAGACUGUCAAAACGAACAUAUAGGAGAUUCUCGACCACAGGCGAUAAGUUUGUGGUGGAAAGAGAUUUCAAUAUCAAACCUGCGGUACAAAUAUACUUUACUCCAGAAACUCAUCGAAAACACAAAGUCACUCUUUUUUAACUAGGCUCAAUGUGGCAAAAGAAAUAUAUCAGACAUGGGAAAGAUUGUGAACUUUUAUUAACCAUGGACCGUUAUAACCCACAAAAACAACUGAUCUUACUGACUAUCAAUUURUUCAUGCAUCUCCACGUUUAGUGUUUCCAACUGCUUUUCCCUUACUAAUGUAAGGAAGCAAUUGAGCGAUCCUAUGCAAACAAAAGCUAUUUUUUGAAAAGAAGAAGAAUAAAAUAAAAAAA